Molecule: messenger RNA, 1600 nt
Organism: Mus musculus (house mouse)
Lineage: Eukaryota; Metazoa; Chordata; Mammalia; Rodentia; Muridae
Gene: Cryab
Product: crystallin, alpha B
Exons: 4
Coding region: 932-1459 (175 amino acids)
Biological process (GO): negative regulation of DNA-templated transcription; negative regulation of intracellular transport; stress-activated MAPK cascade
Cellular component (GO): cardiac myofibril; cytoplasm; cell surface
Molecular function (GO): microtubule binding; protein-containing complex binding; structural constituent of eye lens
Source: RefSeq, a predicted model, not a curated record
CCUAGUGAGGAAAGUAUGGGCCCUGAAGUCUAGCCUCCGCGCUUGGAAUCUUGUUUUACCUGCUAAGCUACUAGCCAUGUGACUGACACUACCUUCUCUGAGCCUCCGCUCCUUAACCGGCCAAGAUGGGAACAACGGUAAGACCACUCACUCACAGAAGACCUGGGACAAUUAACCCAGAUUAGAAAGUGACUGCACAUAGAGAGCACUCCAAUGCUCCCGUUAUUAUGAUCUGCGGAAGAAUAAAAAAGGAGAGAGCAUCGGAAGGAAGGAAAGGAGAGAAGAGAGAAACCAGGCUGGCCCACCGGUGCAGCCAACCUCUGGCCACUCUCCAGCUUGCUGUGUUUUCCAAGCGUCCUAAGGCACCGCUCUCUGCUCCACCUAGGACGUGGCAGGUGGAGGAAGGCACGGACGGUCUCCAGGCUGUCUGAUUCUCAGGGUUUCAUAUCCACCACCGGAGGCGGUCCCCUCCACCUUUCGGCCCUACUCACCAGGUUCCCCCACAGCAGAGCCGGUUUCCCAUGGCGGUUGUGUCUCCCAGGGAGCCCAGCUGGUUUUCAGACAUAAAGAGGUUUGCGCAUUUCCUGGUUCCCGGCUGAGCGAACGGCAACGGCUCCCAGGAAGUCUGUCAGGAUCAGAUUUCAACCGAGUAGGUUGGACCUUGGAAGCCACCUGGUGGAAUGAUUCCCAAGUGACUGUUCGCAGCCAAAGGGCAGGAAGACACACGGGCUCCAGCUCAGUGAGUACCGGGUAUGUGUCACCCUGCCAAAUCCCUGAUCACAAGUCUCCAUGAACUGGCGGUGAGCUGGGAUAAUAAAACCCCUGACCUCACCAUUCCAGAAGCUUCAGAAGACUGCAUAUAUAAGGGGCCGGCUGGAGCUGCUGCUGAAGGAGUUGACCAGCCAACCGACUCUGCAUUCAUCUAGCCACAAUGGACAUCGCCAUCCACCACCCCUGGAUCCGGCGCCCCUUCUUCCCCUUCCACUCCCCAAGCCGCCUCUUCGACCAGUUCUUCGGAGAGCACCUGUUGGAGUCUGACCUCUUCUCAACAGCCACUUCCCUGAGCCCCUUCUACCUUCGGCCACCCUCCUUCCUGCGGGCACCCAGCUGGAUUGACACCGGACUCUCAGAGAUGCGUUUGGAGAAGGACAGAUUCUCUGUGAAUCUGGACGUGAAGCACUUCUCUCCGGAGGAACUCAAAGUCAAGGUUCUGGGGGACGUGAUUGAGGUCCACGGCAAGCACGAAGAACGCCAGGACGAACAUGGCUUCAUCUCCAGGGAGUUCCACAGGAAGUACCGGAUCCCAGCCGAUGUGGAUCCUCUCACCAUCACUUCAUCCCUGUCAUCUGAUGGAGUCCUCACUGUGAAUGGACCAAGGAAACAGGUGUCUGGCCCUGAGCGCACCAUUCCCAUCACCCGUGAAGAGAAGCCUGCUGUCGCCGCAGCCCCUAAGAAGUAGAUCCCCUUUCCUCAUUGAGUUUUUUUUAAAACAAGGAAGUUUCCCAUCAGUGAUUGAAAAUCUGUGACUAGUGCUGAAGCUUAUUAAUGCUAAGGGCUGGCCCAGAUUAUUAAGCUAAUAAAAAUAUCAUUCAGCAACAAA